Messenger RNA from Blepharisma stoltei, 2075 nucleotides. The record is from the annotation of a GenBank genome assembly. NCBI's taxonomy places the organism in Eukaryota, Ciliophora, Heterotrichea, Heterotrichida, Blepharismidae.
AUGGGGAAAAAAGCAUUCAUAAGCAGACAUAUCGUUCUCUGUAGUAAUUCCGUCACUAAGUGCAGCAAGCCAGUGUAUGGAAUAAUUUUAAUUGACAACGAAGUAAUUUAUGAUGUUAUCACGAUCGAGAAGGACAUUCAAGUCUACGAAGUGAUUGAGAAGUACUACGAUUGAAACCCUGUUGACUGUGAAGACCUUUAUAUUUCCCCAGGCUUAAUAGACCUAAGCGUUAGAAGAGAAUGAGAAGACUAUUCUCACCUCACCAAGGCUGCAAUUGCUGGAGGUGUCUCUUUUCUUCUAGAAGAAGUCGGCUACUAUGUGGAUCACCCUACCUCAACUGGUGAACUUUUCUGUGAUAUUGGGAAAUUAGCCACAGUGGACAUCUCCAGUUUUGAAAGGAUUAGAGAACUUUCUGGGCAAGGCUAUCUGGGAGUCCGAGGGUACCUUUUUCCUCCAAGUUCUACAGUUCAAUGCAUUCCAAAUAACCUCAGCGUAGUCUUUUCAGAAAUUUCCCAGAUGCAAAUGGUUCUAUUCUUAGAUCCAACACUUGCAAAUCCGAGGAUGCUCUAUAUAGCCUCUCCUAUGAGACUGGUAGGGCUAGAAGAGAGAUUCCAAUCUUCAGCUCUGAGCGGCAGUCCAGCUAAGAUUUUUGCGGGGGCUUUUCCUGAUAAUGCCGUGGAGUCAGAAGAGUCAGAUAAAGACGAAGAAGUAGAAAUCCCAGUAGCCAGGCUUAGAAGGAUGACUUUAUGUAUUGAUAACUAUUCCACUCCUAUAAAAAGCAGAUCAAAUUCAGAUAUGUGAACUGAUGUAGCUACCAAGAAUGACCCAGAGCUCAAAAUCAACUCAAUAGCUGAAGCAGGAGAAGAAGAAGAAUUAAGUCCAAAAAAAGUGAGGAAAAACCUGCAUACAAUUUUCGAUGACCUAGACAAAAGGAUCAAGGAGAGCUACCAAAGUAUUGAGAACCUAAGUUUGGCAGAGCAAAACACAUAUACAAACUCAGGGUCUACUAAUUUUACUUCUCUAUCUCCUAGUAGGUGCAAUCCGAUAGAUAGCGAGCAUAAGCAAGAAAACUCUUAUCGCUCUAGGAUAGAAAAACGACGACCUCCCUCUUUAAGUAUUAAAACAGAAGACAAAACAAUCAAAGAGCAAGCAUAUUUGUACCAUCUUGCAAACUACCCAGACCAUUGGGAAACUUCAGGAGUAGAAAAAGUGAUCCAAGAGCUAAAGAAAUCAAGUUGCAGAGUUCACAUCACAAAUAUAUCAUCAGCUGCAGCCAUUAAUAGAGUGAGGCAGGCAAAAGAUGAAUUCCCGCUGCUCACUUGUGAAAUCCCGGCUUAUCAUUUAAGCUUUACAAGUGCUGCAAUUAAGGAUGGAGACACAAGAUUCAAAACAAGCCCUCCAAUUAGAAAUCAGUCAAAUUUAAUGCUUCUGUGGGACUUGCUGAAGAUGAAUGCAAUAGAUUCAAUUAGUUCUCAGCACGCAUCAAUAAAACCAGAACAUAAAGCUUUGCACUCAGGCAAUUUCCAAAAAGCUUUAAAUGGAAUAAACUCAUUAGGCUUCACACUACAAGCUGUCUGGACUAUGCUCAAUGCUCCUGCGUCUACAAGUUCCCAGCUUGAGCAUUAUAUUGUAAGGCUUGCCAAAUGGUUGAGCCUGCGCCCUGCAAGGAUUUUGAACAUUGAUGACACCAGAGGUAGCAUUGAAAAAGGCAAAUAUGCAGACUUGGUAAUUUGGGAUCCUUAUGAUAGAUUUAGGGUUAGAGAAAUUUGGCUAAAUGCCAUUGAAGCUGAACAUUUUGAUAGUAUGGCAUUUUCUCAGCUAAAUUUGGUCGAAAUUUUUGAUAGCAAGACAUGUCUUAUGGAAAAAAUUCGGACAAAUUUACUCGAAGAACUAUCAAGCACUUCUAGCAAAAAGUAUGCACCUGAGAAAUUCAAUCACAAUAUCCUGAAGUUUCUCCUUUUAUAAAUAUGGACCUGAUGGGGAAAAUUCACCAGGUUUAUCUGAGAGGAAAACUUGCUUUUUCCAACAAUGAGUUCUACCCAAGAGGGAAAAAAGUAUUAAAAUUAGAUGCUUAA